Molecule: messenger RNA, 3305 nt
Organism: Vanessa atalanta (red admiral)
Lineage: Eukaryota; Metazoa; Arthropoda; Insecta; Lepidoptera; Nymphalidae
Gene: Lap1
Product: protein lap1
Exons: 1
Coding region: 153-2948 (931 amino acids)
Biological process (GO): neurotransmitter receptor transport postsynaptic membrane to endosome; neurotransmitter receptor transport, endosome to postsynaptic membrane
Cellular component (GO): postsynaptic membrane; postsynaptic density; adherens junction
Molecular function (GO): protein binding
Source: RefSeq, a predicted model, not a curated record
AGUUGUGAAUUUAUGUGAUUCAUUAAACAGUAUAUUUGUUGAUGUAAAAACAAUUCAGAAAAACAGUAUUUACAAAAAAUACAUGAAACAAAGUUAACAUUAAAAUCGUAAUUAUUAGCAAUGCCAAGGUUCAUAAUUUCGGAGGAUGCCUGAUGUGUGUGUUUCACGAAUCAUUUCAGUUUUUGUCGUGUUCUAAAAGUGUUAAUUUCAUAAUGCCAUUUGAUUUUCUGUGUUGUGUGAGACCUGGCGUCGAAGAUAUUGUGGAGUUAGAUUAUUCGCACCAUUCGCUAACGGAUGUGCCAUCGGAAGUGUUCGUGUAUGAAAGAACCCUAGAGACUCUGCUUUGCCAGAGUAAUCGAAUCACUGAACUACCCCGACAGCUUUUCAUGUGUCAUGGCUUGAAAUAUUUAGAUCUUAGUGACAAUGAGCUGCAAGCCAUUCCCACAGCUAUAUCAUCACUGGUAAAUCUGCAACAUUUGAAUAUCAGUAGAAACACUUUAGCAUCCAUACCAGAUAAUAUGAAAUCUUUAAAGAAUUUGAUAUUCUUAGAUCUUAGCGUUAAUCCUUUGGAGAAACUACCGGAUACAAUAACAAAUCUUCUAGCUUUACAAGACUUAUACUUAAAUGACACUUAUCUUGAAUAUCUUCCUGGAAACUUCGGACGUUUAUCAAAUUUACGUAUACUUGAACUACGCGAUAACUACCUGAUGAUUUUGCCUAAAUCACUUUCCCGUUCUACAGAACUUUUGAGAUUAGAUAUUGGACAAAAUGAGUUUCAACAGUUUCCUGAAGUUAUAGGAAGAUUUUUGAAAUUGAAAGAAUUAUGGAUUGACAGCAAUAGUUUCACGAGUAUAACUUCUGUAAUAAAACCUUUGGAGAACCUAAUACACUUGGAAGCAAGUAACAACAUGAUAGAAGAACUUGCUCCAGAAAUAGGGUACUGUACAAGCUUGCAAGAUCUGACCCUGUCAAUAAACAGUUUAACUCAACUUCCUGAUAGUAUUGGGCAGCUGAGUAAUUUAACAGCUUUAAAAUUGGAUAACAACCGUCUUUAUUCAAUACCAGAAAGUAUAGGUCAAUUAAAAAAUCUAGAAGAAUUAAUGUUGAUGUGUAACUAUAUAGAUAUGUUACCUUCUUCUAUUGGUUUAUUGAGAAAAUUAAAAUAUCUUAAUGUUGAUGAAAAUAUGUUAAGGGUGGUUCCACCAGAAAUUGGUAGCUGUACAAAAUUGUCUGUGCUGUCAUUACGUGCUAACAAACUAAUGAAAAUUCCACCUGAAAUUGGUCAUUUGACUUCUUUACGAGUUUUAAACUUGGUGCGUAAUUCAUUAAGUUACCUUCCUCAAUCUUUAUUGAAUUGUGAUAAUUUGGUAGCCCUCUGGCUCUCGGAAAAUCAAAGCAAACCUCUAGUGCCUAUGCAUUCUGAAGUAGAUCCUAAUACUUAUGAACAAGUCCUUACUUGUUUUCUUUUUCCUCAAGUGCCUUUAACUCCCAUUGAGAUUAAAUCUGAUAACCUAAAAGCAGAAAAUACAGAGGCACAAAGUGCACCACGUCAUAUUAGUUUUGUAGAUAUGAAACCUGUUGUUAAAGCUCCAGAAAAACCUGGACAGCUACGUAGAGCUCCUACACCUUAUCCAAAAGAAUUAAGGGCAAUGGCAAAACAUGCAAGAAACAUUCACAAAGAUGGUGCACAAGAUGUUUCCCCACCUAUGCAUAAUGCCCUUCAUAUUAAAGCAGCUAAAAUAACUCCAACCUUGCAACAGAGAUUUGCAUCAGACAAUAAAUUAGAGAAUGCUAGUGCUGAUGAAGACACUCCUGAUAAUGUCCAACAAGACCCAAUGAAAGUAUCUACUUAUGAUAAUUUACAAGCUGAAAAUGCAUAUGACAAACCAUUAGAUCUCACAUAUGAACAAGAAAAAACAUAUAAAAGUGUUGAUCAUGCCCUCUAUGUUGAAAGCAAUAGUGAAACAAAUGUAUAUAAAAGCGAUAAUAUGGAUUCUUGUGGGUUAGGACCGACACAGUAUAACUUGAAACAGAAUGAAAGAUAUUCGCCUAGGCAGGAUACAGCUAGGUCAUCAAUGCCAAUUAAUAAUUUUAGAGGUCAUGUAAUAGAGAAUAAAAAUUAUGUAAUACCAAAUGACCAUGGGUAUCGUAAUUGUUCUGAUGACACUUGUAACCAGUUACAGAGACUAAGUGUUACGUCUCAAGAUAGGCAUUCUAACGAUGAAAACAUUAUGUCACCUCAAUAUAGUGAAAAUUCCUAUAACAUUAGGUGUCGAGCUGAAAAUAUACCCUUUGAACCAGCAUAUCCUAGAAAAGAAAUGAUAUGCCAUACAGAAGGAAAGUAUCAUGGAAAUACAUAUGCUAGUGAAACUUAUGCAUGUGGGUCGGAAAAAAUGUAUGGACAGAGAAAAUUUGACGUGUUUAAUUAUCAUCCCCAUGGAGGUAGAGACAUUCCUAGUCCAAGAUUGCACACUGUAAGUCAAAUAGUGAGUUCAACAACAAUGCCGAAUUUGUGUAAUUAUAAUAACAUGUAUACUGCUUCUAAUGUUGAUACCAACCACUACACAUCUACAAUCCACCAAACGUCAUCCCCUAAUUGUAAUAUGUAUGAAAUGUCUGCAUCAAGUCCCACUUAUGUUGCCACACAGUCACCAGAGUUAUACUCACCAACUGGUCAUACUAAUGCCACAAACCCUUAUCGUAUGACAAACACACCACUUAUAUCAGAUGAUGGUAGUUUUUCUCAUAUACAAACACUUCCUAGUCAGAAUAUGUAUGAUUUGUAUGAUGCCAUGCCUGCUUCAUCUAAUCCUCCAAGUGUUGUAAGUCACAGGCACAGUCCAAGUGGCUUGUCAGAGACAGUAUAUAUAAGAGGACAGCCUCCCCCUUAUCACAUUGCAGCACCAUACACUAAACAUGCUCAAUAUUUCAAUGGUACCGGAGGAUAGUGGAACAUGUAGAGUGGAAUACUAGGUUUAUGUGAAAAUUUAAUGUUAUGAACUUUUCUAUGAACAUACAAUCUGACUUUAAUAUAUAUUAUUUGUCAUGUUGGCAACAGUUUUCUGGAUGUGCAAUUUAAAUGUGAUAUAAUGUUGAAGUUUAAGAUAAUUUUAAGGUGCUAAAAAUGGAUCAUGUUGGAAAGUUAUCCAGAUGGAUGUUUAAAAGAGGUUUAUGUUCAAAAGAAAAGGAUUUUAAAAAAUGCAAUAGAAAAAUUGUAGGUACUGUUAAGUACAAUGUGUAACAACUAUGUUGUUUCAUAUAGGUAUUGUUAUAUAAAUAUUUAAAUUACCUGUAUUUUAAUUAAA